AUGGCUGCUCAACUUACCCCCUCGAAGCAGGCUGCUUCCUCCCUCGAGAAUCUUAAAAUGAGCGAUUCCCCCGUCAAGAAGCUCGACUUCCAGUCCGCUGGCAAGGAGAACAUCGCGGCUUUCAAGCCCACCGACGCGCCUGUCGACAAGAUGGGUGACAAGAUUGUUGAAGCCCCCAAGGUUGCUCCUGGCAUCAAGGAGACCGAGGCCAAUGAGCCCCUCCUUCAGGAGAACCCUCACCGUUUCGUCCUCUUCCCUAUCAAGUACCAUGAGAUCUGGCAAAUGUACAAGAAAGCCGAGGCUUCCUUCUGGACCGCCGAGGAGAUUGAUCUGUCUAAGGAUCUCCACGACUGGCACAACCGCCUGAACGAUGACGAGCGUUACUUCAUCUCCCACGUGCUUGCCUUCUUCGCUGCCUCCGAUGGCAUUGUCAAUGAGAACCUGGUUGAGCGUUUCAGUGGAGAGGUUCAGGUCCCUGAGGCUCGCUGCUUUUACGGCUUCCAGAUCAUGAUGGAAAACAUCCACUCUGAGACAUACUCUCUGCUCAUUGAUACCUACAUCAAGGAGCCCAAGCAGCGCGCCUACCUCUUCGACGCCAUUGACACCAUUCCCUGCAUUGCCAAGAAGGCCGACUGGGCCAUCAAAUGGAUCAAUGACCGCAACUCCACCUUCGCUCAGCGUCUGGUUGCCUUCGCUUGUGUUGAGGGUAUCUUCUUCUCCGGCUCUUUUGCCUCCAUUUUCUGGCUCAAGAAGCGUGGCCUCAUGCCCGGCCUGACCUUCUCCAAUGAGUUGAUCUCUCGUGACGAGGGCAUGCACACUGACUUCGCCUGCUUGCUCUUCUCUCAUUUGAACAACCGUCCCACGCCCAAGAUGGUUGAGGAUAUCAUCGUUGAGGCCGUUGGCAUUGAGCAGGAGUUCCUGUCUGACGCUCUUCCCUGCGCUCUCCUUGGCAUGAACUCCAAGCUGAUGUGUCAGUACAUCGAAUUCGUCGCUGACCGUCUCCUUGUCGCUCUUGGCAACAAGAAGUACUACAACGCCACCAACCCCUUCGACUUCAUGGAGUCCAUCUCCCUGGCCGGCAAGACCAACUUCUUCGAGAAGCGUGUCGGUGACUACCAAAAGGCCGGUGUCAUGGCGAGCACUAAGAAGGACACCAGCGGUGCCGAGGGCCAGACCAGCUCCGGCAGCGACGGUCUCAACUUCGACGAGGACUUCUAA
Penicillium maclennaniae is the source of this 1218-nucleotide messenger RNA. RefSeq names its product ribonucleotide-diphosphate reductase subunit RNR2. The coding region runs from base 1 to 1218 and encodes 405 amino acids. The transcript is spliced from 4 exons. Lineage: Eukaryota; Fungi; Ascomycota; Eurotiomycetes; Eurotiales; Aspergillaceae. Gene Ontology annotation, biological process: deoxyribonucleotide biosynthetic process. Gene Ontology annotation, molecular function: oxidoreductase activity. The record is from RefSeq and is a predicted model, not a curated record.